Molecule: messenger RNA, 1328 nt
Organism: Rubroshorea leprosula
Lineage: Eukaryota; Viridiplantae; Streptophyta; Magnoliopsida; Malvales; Dipterocarpaceae
Source: the annotation of a GenBank genome assembly
CAUGCAAGAACACCGGAAACUAAUAAUGUUCCACCAUUGGUGAGAGAUAUAAAAGUAGAAACCCUAAAUCCAUCAUUUUCAGAAAUGGCUCAAUCUGGUGGAGAGCAUCCUAAAACUUCUCCUAUCGCCACUCAAACUAAUCAACAGCUUUUUCGAGCCUCUGAUUCUCCACAAAAAUGGUCACAACAGACCACACCUUCGUUCAAGGAUCACAAUCUAGAGGACGAUCAUGGUUACCAUCAUCCCAAGAAAUCAGUUCUUGCGAAAGUUAAAGAGAUGGGUAAAAAGUUGAGGCAAAGUCUCAGCAAAAAGAAGCAUGUAGAUGGGGAUAACGAUACACCCUCUUGGGGUGUUAGAAUUGAAGAUGUGGAAACCAAUGAAGAGGAAGACCUUGAAUUUCUUGGCGCUCCAAUGUAUGAAUCUGAAUUGGCGCCAGAAGGGUACGACCGUGCAAAGCAGAAUCUGAGGGAGGUCACAGCAAUCCCAGAGAAGCAUGUUUUGCCAGGCCAUACCAAUCUUGACACAGAACAGGAGAAAGAGAAGCAUCCUGGUCAGAACAAGACAUUAGCUGAAGCCAAGACAGAGAAGCCAGACCCAGCUUAUUCCACAAAAGCAAAUACAACUCUGGCUAUACCCUCAAAAAUUCAAACGGGACUAACUAUUUCUGUUGGAGGACCUCCAAAGGAAACUGAGAAGAAUGUGGCACAUGAAACUGAUAAUGAUGCUACUGAGGAAUCUAGAUCUAGUACACGUGCUGCAUGUAAUGAAAAUGAGGAGACUCAAAAGAUAUGGGAUAAAUCUAGUUUUCCCAGAGAGAAAAUAUGGGAUCAAGGUGUUUCAGUGAAAGAUUACAUAAUGAACAGGCUUGAGCCUGGGGAAGAUGAGAAAGCACUUUCUUGGGUGAUAUCUGAUGCAAUGAGCCCAAGAAGUGCUGGUGAUGUUGUGGGAAACGUGAAAGAAGCUGUGAAUUCUCUCGUCUGGAGUGAGAAACCUGCCCAAUCUAAUAGUAAUAUCUCACAUUCAGCUUCCAACUCCUCAACUCAUAUUCCUAUCCCUACAAAUGCUCAGGAAGUUAUUGAGGAAGAAAGCCAUGGAAGAAUAUUCCAAGCCAACUGAAAACGUAAUUCAAGUUCUAAACAGGAGAAGGUUUACUGAACCAAGUUUUCUUUUUCUUUUUCUUUUUUAUUUUUUUAUUCUUUUAUUGAAGCUGUAAAAGUUCAUUUGUGUAGGACAAGAAAUGUUCAGACUUCAGAGUUUGUAUAAGCAAAUACUGAUUUUUGAUGAGAAAGGCUAACUACACCAUUGAAAAAUGAAAAAGAUAUGUUGCU